Porites lobata is the source of this 2380-nucleotide messenger RNA. Lineage: Eukaryota; Metazoa; Cnidaria; Anthozoa; Scleractinia; Poritidae. The record is from the annotation of a GenBank genome assembly.
AUGUCAAGCGGAACACAGAUAUCGGCGGUCAUCGGGGCAGCUUCGUCACCCAUAUCUAUUAGUGUAGCGAAUGUCUUCGGUGUAGACGACACCCCUCAGAUCAGCUACUCGUCCACGAGUGUUCUUCUUAGCGAUAAGACAGUGUAUCCCUCGUUUUUUAGAACGAUACCGUCGGAUACGUACCAAGCCCAAGCCUUAGCUGAUUUGUUGAAACAUUUCGGUUGGACCUACGUGUCUAUAGUGGCCUCGGAUAAUGCGUAUGGCCGUGCUGGCGUCGAUUCUCUGCGAACCGAGCUAAAAAAGCGGGAAAUCUGCAUAGCAUUAGAAGAGAUUUUUAAUCCUUCGCUCUCGCAGCAGGAGCUUCGGCAUAUUAUUGAAUUGUUAAAGAACGAACAGAAAGCCAAAGUGAUCAUUUUGUGGUGUGAAAGACCAAACGCGGUAGGAUUCUUAAAUGAAGCUUCGCGCCAGAAGCUAGGUGGUAAAACUUGGAUCGGAACCGAGACCUGGGGGGACGCAUAUCAGCUCAAAACGCUUGACGAGAACGUUGUUGGAGGAAUGCUCGGCGUUCUUCCUCUGUUGAAACGGCAUGAAGAUUACGAGGAGCACUUAAGUCGCCUUCAGCCAAACAACACUGAUUACAAUCCUUGGAUGUGGGAGUAUUGGACUGACAAGUUUGACUGUUUUACUCACGAUGCAGAUCAUUCCAACGCUAUUCCGGUAUCCAAUCUCCAAGGUCUGGAAGAAAUGUAUUACGUUUACACGACUAAGCGACCAAAUGUGACCCUGCUAUGUCCGAAAACAUCGUCGGCUAAGCCACCAAGCGCAGAUUUAUUGCCUCGCAACAAGUACACCAAUGUCAUGGAUGCAGUGUACGCAGUUGCUCAUGCAGUGAAAAACAUCGUUGAUUGCAAAGAUGUAAAAAACCUCCUGAAGAGUGAAAAAUGUCCUGCUAUUGUCGACUCUUUAAUAAAACCUAUCGAUAUCGUGCAGUUUUUGAAGAAUGUGUCGUUCCACGGUAGGUCUGGGUCUCAAAUCAUGUUCGACAACAAUGGCGAUCUCCGCUUUGGAUCAUACGCGAUAAAGAACCUUCAACAAAUCAAUGACCAGGAGAUGGAUUUCAAACAGAUCGGUAUUUGGAACGGCCAGGAUGGAAAACUUCUAGUGUAUAAUGAUUCUGUGAUCACAUGGAAUGGGUGGACGUCAGAAAGACCCAAGUCUGUUUGUGCCGACCCUUGUACUCCCGGAUAUUACCAGGUCAAGGGAAGUGUCGCAUGUUGCUGGAAAUGCGUCAAGUGCGAGAAAGGGUUCUGUAAAACCCACGACUGGUCCAGAACCUUGCAGAAAAUGCAGUGAGGGGUAUGCAUCGAACAUUCAACGAACAAGCUGUGUGAAAUUAAAAUCCGAUUACCUUGCAUGGGGAAAUGCAGAGGGUGUCAGCGCCACUUUGCUUGCUACUUUAGGACUGAUUAUAUCUAACUGCGUCCUCGCCGUCUUCUACAAAUAUCGUGACACAGCAGUUGUGAAAGCGUCCAAUCGAGAACUUUCGUUUGUACACUUGGCGUGCAUUGUAGCUAUUUUCGUGCAUCCGUUCUUGAUGAUGGGAAAGCCUACAGUUGGGGGAUGCACUGUACUGCCGCUAUUCUUCGGAAUUCCCUUUACCCUUUGUACUUCCAUCAUGUUGCUCAAAACUGAUCGGCUCCUACGUAUAUUUAAAGCAAGAUCACGGCUGACCGCCGGAGGCAGUUAUCUUAUUAGCAACAAGAUGCAGGCCAUCGUUGCGUUGGUAAUGACGUUGGUACCUGUUACUCUGACAACAAUCUGGUUCGUAGUCCAUCCGCCUGAAGUAGUCAUCAAAGUAGAUAACGCCAGAGAAGGCUGGCAAAUAGUAAGCUGUGGAACAUCAAACGAGCUUCUUAACAUUGUUAUUUUAGGAUAUGUGUUGGUUAUAGCGUUAUUGUGUACGUACUUUGCUUUUAAAGCCAGAAAGCUCCCCGAAAACUUCAACGAGGCCAAGUUCAUUUGUUUUGCUAUGUUCGCCUUCUGUGUUUUCUGGCUGAGUUUCUUCCCAGCGUUCUACGAUAGUGUAGGCUCCACGCGUAACUUUUUGUUCUGUCUGGCGGUGCUUGGUUCAGGGUACGCCGUGCUGGGUAUCAUGUAUGCUCCUAAGCUGCGUGUCAUACUCUUUAACCCGGAGAGUAACACCGCAGAGGCUUUCCGAGCAACUACUUUUGUGGCAAUGAAAAAGGCCGGGGUUGUUGUGUCUUCCAAUAGUGCAACACCUCCACGAAUAACGCCCGUGCCCUCCCCUGUGCCCUCAAGACGUAACUCUCCCGACGGUGGUGUAGUGUUAGAAGGAAGGACAUCAGCAGUUAGUAUUGGU